AUGAGUUUAGGUGCGCCUGAGGAAGUUUCAGCUUCGGAAAUUUCUCUCCCGGCUGAUAUAGAUUGGAAGAUGUUGGAUAAAUCCAAGUUUUUCUUACUUGGGGCAUUGCUAUUUUCAGGCGUUUCUGGCACACUUUAUCCUACUGUGGUGUUGAAAACGCGUCAGCAAGUGAAGUUGAAUCAGAUUUCGUCUCUGAAAAUGGCAAGUUCCAUUUUGAAAUUCGAGGGAUUCAGAGGAUUUUAUAGGGGAUUCGGGACUUCCCUUAUGGGAACGAUUCCUGCGCGCUCCCUUUACAUGGGGGCACUUGAAGUUACAAAGAGUAAUGUAGGCAAGGUUGCUAUUGGUCAGUUGGGAUUAUCCGAGGCCUCGGCCUCUGCUGUUGCCAAUGCUGCUGCAGGCCUAAGUGCAGCAAUGGCCGCGCAAUUGGUUUGGACACCUAUAGAUGUUGUGAGCCAGAGACUGAUGGUCCAAGGUGGUGCCCGUGGUUGUUCAGUUGGCUUGAAAACGUACAAUGGUGGGAUUGAUGCAUUUAGAAAGAUUAUAUAUGCUGAUGGAGUGAGGGGAUUGUACAGGGGAUUUGGGUUUUCAAUAUUGACUUAUGCGCCUUCCAGUGCUGUGUGGUGGGCUUCUUACUCUAUUGCGCAUAGGUUGAUUUGGGGAUGCAUAGGUUGUUAUGGCUGCAAGGACGAGAGUGGUUAUAGGUCGGAUGGGAAAGCAACUAUGGCAAUUCAGGGGUUGAGUUCUGCAUUCGCUAGUGGGGUGUCGGCUUUGGUUACGACGCCUCUCGACACUAUCAAAACGAGGUUGCAGGUUUUGGAUGGAGAAGGGAGUGGGCGUGGUCUAGCUCCAACAGUUUUACAGACGUUGAGGAACUUGGUUAAGGAAGGUGGAGUAAGUGCUUGUUACAGAGGUUUAGGUCCUAGGUGGGUUUCAAUGUCGAUGUCUUCAACGACCAUGAUCACCACGUACGAGUUUCUCAAACGGCUAUCGGCUAAAAAUCAAGAGAGUUUAGCUUGA
Fraxinus pennsylvanica is the source of this 1017-nucleotide messenger RNA. The record is from the annotation of a GenBank genome assembly. Lineage: Eukaryota; Viridiplantae; Streptophyta; Magnoliopsida; Lamiales; Oleaceae.